This is a messenger RNA of Aphidius gifuensis, 1578 nucleotides long. RefSeq lists its product as uncharacterized. Bases 1 to 1578 code for a protein of 525 amino acids. Gene Ontology annotation, biological process: SCF-dependent proteasomal ubiquitin-dependent protein catabolic process. NCBI's taxonomy places the organism in Eukaryota, Metazoa, Arthropoda, Insecta, Hymenoptera, Braconidae. The record is from RefSeq and is a predicted model, not a curated record. The transcript is spliced from 4 exons. Gene Ontology annotation, cellular component: SCF ubiquitin ligase complex.
AUGGAUAAACAAAAAUCUUUUGAUGAUGAUUUCGAGGAUAAAAUUAUGGUUCUGGAUUAUGAUUCAUUAGCACAAAUAUUCAUGUGGCUUCCAGUGUCUCAGAGGAUAGUCAUGGAAAAUGUUUGUCACAAAUGGAAAGAAGCUUGUCAACGAUCAUGGUACGACAUCACAGAAUACCAAUGUGGUGUAUCAAUUGAUGAUGAUUAUCAGAGCCGUUUAUUGACACAAUCAUUUGUUAAAAAAAUAUUAUUACGAUGUGGUGUUUAUCUAAAAGAAUUGACUCUUACCGAAGUUUGCAACUCAAGCAUGAUUAUUUCAAUCGUUGGUGAACGAUGCAAAAACUUAACAAAACUCGAACUUGUAUUUGAUGAAACAUCAAGAGUGAAUAAUAAUGACUACAUUUCAACUUUUACACAGUUGAAUAAAUUAGUAUCCAUUAAAAUACAAAAGAAAAACAGUAAAAAUUUUCCAGAUGAAAUAAUGAAUCAUCUUUCAGAAGAAAUAAAUGAAAUUCAUUUAAUUUUUAAAUACAUGUCACUCAAAAGACCACCUAUAUUUUUCAACUUAAAUAAGUACAAAAAUCUUAAAAGUUUAACACUACGUUCCUGUAAUCUGGAUGAUAUCAUUCAAGAUAUAUCAAAAAAAUCAACACUUGUUUAUCUCGAUAUUAGACGAUCUUGGGCAUUGGAAAAAACGUGGAUAUUCAAUGACCUUGUGAAUUUAGAACAUAUUGACUUGUUACACUGUUGUACGAUUAUGGAACAAAACAUUUUAAAUGUAUUUUCUAGUAUGAUUUAUACAUGCAAAAAUCUAAAACACCUUGAAUACUCUUCUCAUUAUAAUGCACCAGAACCUGAAAUUCCACUUAAAUACUGGUUAAACCUUAAAAAUUUAGUUUAUCUCAGUACUGGUUGGAAUAUGACUGAGGAUUUUGCAAUAAAAAUAGUGAAUUAUUGCAAAAAUUUAAAAGACUUGACAAUAAAAGUCCAAUCUACAGCUGCAGCUAUUAUAAAAUUGACAGAAUUAGAAAAUCUUGAAUGUUUAAAAAUAAAUUAUCAGGAACUCACGAAAGAAGAAAUAAUUGCAAUUUCAAAUAAUUGUAAAAAACUCAAACAUUUGGAAAUUCUAUAUAGUAAAAUAAAAUCUUGUCCAUUUUAUCUUGAUCUUUUAUCAAAACUGCAGUAUCUUGAAUAUUUAGAUUUGUCAGGUAUUAAAAUACUUCAAGAUAGUACUAUUAUGAUGAUUGCUGAUACACACUUGAAAUAUUUAAAAAUCAAAGGGCCCAACAAACUUACUGAGAUUGGUUUUAAUGCUUUAACGAACUUGGAACAUUUGCAGGAACUAACGAUAGACUACAACAAGACUAUCACAAACAAUUUUGUUGAAAAAGUAAAAGGAUUAAGAGUUUUAAAUUGUCGUGGUUGCACGAACCUCACUGAUGCUGGUAUCAUUCAGGUCAUCAAAAAUUGUCCAGAUCUCGAACGACUUGAUCUCUCUUUUAUCGAUAAUAUUACACUUGAUACGAUUAUUGCUGCUGAUUUGGCAACAAAAAAUCAAUUACAUGCUCUUGAAAAAUGA